GGCUGAAGUGUGGAUUUGGAUGUAACAAUUCAUUUAUUUGCUCUUUUCCGUUAUAUAACCCGUUGAUUUUGGAUUGUGUCUGUAUUAACAGGAUUUAGUGCAAGACAACAAAACUCUCCUGUACCAAAAGCAGACAAGAACUUCCUCCCAAGAGGCACAUGGUGAAAUUACUCCUGCCUGAUAUGGAUCAGAGCUUUCAGAGACUGAACCUGCAGUAUAUACAACUGGAAACAAACUGCAGGGAGAAAGAAGAGAUGCAGAAUCUGUGUGCUACAAAUGGGAGAACGGAGCUGUGCUGUGGGGAGCACAGACAGAGACUGGAGUUGUUCUGCCAGGAAGAUGAGGCCUUUAUUUGUGUCCUGUGUGUUCCCAAACAUUCCUGCCACAGAUUUGUAUUACUGAAUGAAGUAGCCAGUGUGUAUAAGAAUAUGUCAAAAUCAGCCUUAUCAUCCCUGGAGCUUAAAGUCUGUGAUCUUAAAAAUAUGCAAGUCCAGAAUGAGAAGGAAGUGAUAGACCUACAUGAGCAUGCUUACAGUUUAAUACAAUACAUUAAGCAAGAGUUUACAAAACUGCACCAGUUCCUCAUUGACAAGGAACAGAAACUAAUUCAACAGCUUAAGAAUGAAGAAGAAAACAUUCUGAAAGUGAUAGAAGAAAAUCUUGAAUGCAUCAAAAAUAGUGUGAUGUCUACUCAAGAGAGUAUGACUGACAAUGAUUUGGAGCUCAUAAAGCAGGAGCCUGUUGAAUUUCUUGCAGUUCCAGAGACCUUUGAAGAUGUUGCUGUCAUGUUCUCAGAGGAAGAAUGGAAGUUGUUAAGAAAACAAGACAAGGACCUUCACAGGGAAGUGAUGGUUCAGAACUAUGAAACCUUGGUUUCAGUAGGAUACAAAAUCCCCCAAGACAACUUGUUAUUGCUACUUAGAGAAGACAAUGUUAAGCUACCAGAUGGUGAUGUGGAAGAGAAAAAUACUACAGAACAGAAGGAUAGUUUUGAAGAUGAGCCCAACAGAUACAAAAUCCCCCAAGACAACUUGUUAUUGCUACUUAGAGAAGACAAUGUUAAGCUACCAGAUGGUGAUGUGGAAGAGAAAAAUACUACAGAACAGAAGGAUAGUUUUGAAGACGAGCCCAACAGUAUCAGAAGCACAGAACAGGGUGUGAGAUGCAGUCGGCAACCAUCACUUGGAAAGGCCUUGUUACAUCACCUUGCAGAAUUCCUGCAGCACAGUACGCAACCAGUGAAGGGCUAUAAGAGUAUUCAUCCCGAACCUGUACCACAGCCUUAUGCAGAGUAUAAGUGCAGCAAGAGCUACCAGUCAGACACAGAUUUUGCUCAACAGCAAAGUCCAGUGAUAAAUCAGAGAUCUUGCUCAGUGGAAAAAUUAUAUAAAUGCACAGAGUGCAGUAAGUGUUUUACAAAUUGCAAUAAGCUGAAGUGCCACCAGGCCAUUCACAAAGGACAGAAACCAUAUAAAUGCACAGAAUGCAGUAAGUGUUUCAUAAAUCGCAAUAAUUUGAAGUGCCACCAGGCCAUUCACAAAGGACAUAAAACGUAUAAAUGCACAGAGUGCAGUAAGUGUUUUCCAAAGCACAGUACUUUGAAGUACCACCAGGUCAUUCACAAUGGAGAGAAACCAUAUAAAUGCACCGAAUGCAACAAGUGUUUUUCAUGGAAUAAUAGUUUAAUGCGCCAUCAGGCUGUUCACACUGGGGAAAAAAGAUACAAGUGUCCUGAAUGCAGUAAGUGUUUUUCACAGAGUAGUCAUCUGAUACGCCAUCAGUCUGUUCACACGGGAUUAAAACCAUAUAAAUGUCCUGAAUGCAAUAAGUGCUUUUCACAGAGUGUUGGUAUGAUACGCCAUCAGGCUAUUCACACAGGAGUGAAAAAGCUAUGGGACAGUGGACAAAGCUACAUGGUGAAUUUACUCCUGCCUGAAAUGGAUCAAUGUUCACAGAGGCUGAAACUGGGGUAUAUACAACAGGAACCAAACUGCAGUGAAAAAGAAAACAUGCAGAAUCUGUGUGCUACAAAUGGGAGAACAGAGCAGUGCUGUGGAGAGCACAGACGGAGACUGGAGUUGUUCUGCCAGGAGGAUGAGGCCUUUGUUUGUGUCCUGUGUGUUCCCAGACAUUCCACCCACAGUUUUGUGUUACUGAAUGAGGUAGCCAGUGUAUAUAUGGACAUGUCAAAAUCAGCCUUAUCAUCCCUGGAGCUCAAAGUUCAUGAUCUUAAAAAUAUGCAAGUCCAGAAUGAGAAGAAACAGAUUGGCCUGCAUGAGCAUGCUUGCAGUUUGAUACAACACAUUACACAAGAGUUUGCAAAACUGCACCAGUUUCUCAUUGACAAGGAACAAAAACUAAUCCAACAGCUUAAGAAUGAAGAAGAGAAGAUUCAGAAAGCGAUAGAAGAAAGUCUUAAAUGCGUUAAAAACAGUGUGAUGUCUACUGAAGUAACUAUCACUGACGAUAAUUUGGAGCUCAUAAAAGAGGAGCCUGUUGAUUUUUUUACAGUUCCAGAGAUGUUUGAGGAUGUUGCUGUCAUGUUCACAGAGGAAGAAUGGAAGUUGUUAAGAAAACAAGAGAAGGACCUUCACAGGGAAGUGAUGGUUCAGAACUAUGAAACCUUGGUUUCAAUAGGAUACAAAAUCCCCCAAGAUAAACUAUUAUUGCUACUUAGAGAAGACAAUGUUAAGCUGCCAGACGGUGAUGUGGAAGAGAGAAAUACUACAGAACAGACAGGAUUUUUUGAAGACGAGCUGAACAGUAUCGGAAUCACAGAGUACAGAAUGAGUGGCAGUCAAGAACACUCACUUGUGAAAUCCCAGUUAAAGCACCAUCCAGAGAGCCUGCAGCAGUGCAUUCAAUCUAUGAAAUGCUACAACAUAGUUCAUCUUGCUCCUGUAUUACAGCAUCAUUCAGGACAUCACUAUAACAGGAGUUUUGAGUGCGAUAGUGAAACACCCUCAUUACAUAACCUGAAAGAGAACCUGGAACAGUGUGUUCAGCCUGUGAAGGGCUCCAACAAGGAUCAUAUCCCUCCAGUUCAUCUUCCAUCAGUUCCUAACUGCAACAAUAAUUCUGACUGUGACAAUGGUACCCCACAGUUACAUCAUCCAACAGUGAACUUACAACAGUGUACUCAGCCUGUGAAGGGCUCUGACAGACUUCCUGUCCCUUCUGUACCACUGCUUCACUCAGGAAAUAUAUGGAGUAAGAGCCUGGAAUGUGCUACAAGCCUUGCUACUCAGGAAAGUCUAGUAAUGCACACUGAGAACAAAACUUAUAGAUGUGAUGAAUGUAGUAAGUGUUUUUCUGCCCAAAGUCAAUUGUUAAGCCAUCAGCUGAUGCACUCUGGUGAGAAACCAUAUGAAUGUACUGAAAAUAGUAAGUUUUUUACAACCCAGCAAAGGCUAGCACAUCAGCAGGGCAUUCACAGUGGUAAAAAAAAGUAUAAGUGUACAGAAUGUGGUAAGGGGUUUAUAUUUCAAAGACGCCUAGUACGUCACCAGGCAGCUCACACCACGGAGAAACAGCAUCAGUGUACUGAAUGCGGUAGGUGUUUUACUCGCAACUCUAAUUUAAUACGUCAUUAUAUCAUUCACAGAGGCAAGACAACAUACCCAAAAGACUUGGAGAAAGUAAAUCUGAAGAAACCUUAUAAAUGUGAUGAAUUCAGCAAGUGUUAUCGUGACAGGAGCAGUUUACGCUGUCACCAAAAGUCUCACACAAGGGAAAAGCUAUAUAAGUGCACUGAUUGUAAUAAAUGUUUUACACUGCUUUAUAAACUUAAAACUCACCAACGAAUUCACACAGGGGAAAAACCAUAUAAAUGUACUGAAUGUAGUAAGAGCUUUACAUUAACAUCUAGCCUUAGAACUCAUCAACGAGUGCAUACUGGCGAAAAACCAUACAAAUGUAAUGAUUGUGGUAAGAGCUUUACAGUCCAUAGUACACUUAAAACACACCAACGAAUUCAUACAGGGGAAAAGCCGUAUAAAUGUACUUAUUGUAGUAAAAGCUUUGCACACCGUUCUACACAUAGAGUUCACCAACAACUUCACACAGGGGAAAAACCAUAUAAAUGCUCUGAGUGUAGUAAGAGCUUUUCAUCACAUUAUGCUUUUAGAGCUCACCAAAGAAUUCACAAAGGUGAAAAACCAUAUAAAUGUCCUGAUUGUAGUAAGAGCUUUGCACUGCCAUAUACACUUAGAAUUCACAGACAAAUUCACACAGGGCAAAAGCCAUAUAAAUGUCCUGAAUGUGGUGAGUGUUUUGUACGGCAAUUGUGCCUACAAAUACAUCAAACCACACACACGGGAGAGAGGGUGUAUAAGUGUGCAGAAUGCAGUAAGUGCUUUGCAGUUCGCAGUCGACUGAUUCGACACCAGGCUGUUCACACAGGGGAGAAACCCUAUAAAUGCACUGAAUGCAGUAAGUGUUUUUCACAAAAAACUACUCUGAUAAGGCAUCAAGCCACUCACACAGGGGAGAAGCCAUUUAAAUGCAUUGAAUGUAAUAAAUGUUUUUCACGUAAUAGUAGCCUGUUACGACAUCAGACCAUUCACACAAAAUCUCACCAAGACGAAGCUGAUAUAUAGACUUUAUUUUACAUAGUAUAUAUCAUGGACAGAAAUAGAUCAA
Protopterus annectens (West African lungfish) is the source of this 4641-nucleotide messenger RNA. Its product is annotated as zinc finger protein 845-like. The transcript has 14 exons. NCBI's taxonomy places the organism in Eukaryota, Metazoa, Chordata, Ceratodontiformes, Protopteridae. Gene Ontology annotation, biological process: regulation of DNA-templated transcription. The record is from RefSeq and is a predicted model, not a curated record. Gene Ontology annotation, molecular function: zinc ion binding. The coding region runs from base 159 to 4598 and encodes 1479 amino acids.